AUGACAACAUUCACUGCAGGAAAACCAUCCCCUAGCAAAAAUGAUACGAAGAAUGCGUCUCUUGCAGUGAAGAGCAGACAACAAGUUAUUAACGAGGUCAACAAGCGAAGGACCCUGUUACAGGAUAACAGCUGGAUAAAGAAAAGACCAGAGGAUGAAAACACUGAUGAGAACUAUGGCAGAGUGGUCCUUAAUCAAUACAAAUCGCAAGACGGUUUGCACAGGACCACAGAUGAAAAUGAUGAUCAAAAAGCUUUGCUUAGCCGAUUCAGAUCUGAUACUACUUUAGACAGGGUUUCUGGCAACAUUGAUGCUGACAAGGCAAAUAAGCUUCCUGGUUUAGAUAGCAGAGCAAGUAAGAGCAAGGAGACUGAUAUAUCUGCCAACACAGGCAAUGUCAUAUCACCUGUGAAGAAGAAAAGACAGUCAUGGAUGCCUCCUCCAGUUUCAAACCCGAAGGCUGAUGCAGACAACGCGGACCAACACAAAAGAGUUCCUACUACUUCAGACAAAUCAGGAGGACCAAAGAUGACCAUCUAUUCAUCAGAACCAUCUCCAAAGUCAAAAGCUGUUGGGAAUGACCAUCCCAUAACUAGGCAGAUAUGUCCAGCGAAACCCAGUGAAUCGGAUGCAAACAGUCUCAGAACUGUGACUACAGAGAGAACUCGGAGCCAAGACCUGGAAAAUCUCAUUCAAGCCAAAGCCACCAGUGACAAAAGUGAUCAAAGAAGACAAGACUUGAACAGUCUCAUCAAAGUCAAAGCCACCAGGGAUAAAAGUGAGCAGGAGGGAAGAAACUUAGAUGACCUCAUCACUGUGAGUAACACUGCACAGAAAAGCAGAAGAAACCAAGAGCUGGAUAAUCUCAUCAAAGUAAAAUCAUCUUCUGUGGAUCAAAAUAAAAAACGGGCACCUGAGCAAGAUUUUGAAUCUGCCAACAUUCCAGGCUCUCAAUCAGAGAAGGACCAUUCACACCAGGUUGCAAGAGGAUCCAGCUAUAAUGCCUCAAGCAGUUAUUCACUUCCAAAGGACACUAUUGUGUACACCAGAACAUAUGAGAAUAGCCGAAUCCCCCAUGAUGCUUAUGAAGACAACAUCUCUAGAAAAUCUAUUAAAACAGUUUACUCUACUUCUGACAGGGCUGUUAUCGAAAAAGAAAUGUGCACUUACUGCCGGAAGCCCUUGGGCACAGACACGAAGAUGAUUCUCGAUGCCUUGCAGAUUUGCUGCCAUGCAACUUGUUUCAAGUGCGAAGUCUGCAAAGGUCCUUUGGAAGAGCUGAAGGCAGGAGACAGCAUCUGGAUUUACAAGAAUACAGUGCACUGCUCACCGUGCUAUUCGGACGUGAAAGCUUCAUGGGUCUACUAAUUUUUACUGAAGCCCAAUCAAGUAUAAUCUCAGAUGAUCAGCUGCAUGCAUUUAUCUUUGAAAAUCAUAUGC
Messenger RNA from Varanus komodoensis (Komodo dragon), 1440 nucleotides. It is a transcript of the gene SCEL, whose product is annotated as sciellin. Lineage: Eukaryota; Metazoa; Chordata; Lepidosauria; Squamata; Varanidae. Gene Ontology annotation, cellular component: cytoplasm. The transcript has 20 exons. The record is from RefSeq and is a predicted model, not a curated record. Bases 1 to 1368 code for a protein of 455 amino acids. Gene Ontology annotation, biological process: epidermis development.